UUGUUUGAAAAUGGCGGUGUACGAGGUAUUCACACACCCAGAGUUGCGCCGAUACAGGGCGUCCGUGUGCUCCAAGGCCACACUCUUCAUGUUUGGUAUCCUGGUCCUUACCUUCAUACCGCCACUCUUUGUUGUUUACAGAAGCCAUGGCUUCUGGCAGAAGGAGGCUUAUUAUCGUGAGUUUCCUGCAGUUACAUUCAAACGAGACUUGAUGAUUGUUGUUGAGCUUCAGGACUCUGGAGAAUAUGUGACCUACAGCACCUACCAGAAAUACAACCUCCUUCAGCAGGAGCGGCUACGAGUACCUGUCAUUAAGACACGAGAAGAGGACAGCAAUGGCGAUGGACAAGCUGAUAGAAUGGUUCUCAACAUUGAAAUGCCACUGACAGAUGCAGAAAAUGUUGUCGGUGUCAAACUGCUGCUGUUCUACUACUACAGACUACAGAAGUUUUCCUCUUUCUACAUGGAGUCCCUUGGCUACAUUGAGCACUUCUCCCCUAAUCCUGGUGCAGAGCUGGAAGUGUUUGGAACUCUCCGAUUCAGACAGAAACAACCUUUGAAUCAUCGUGGAAUUGAUACAAGAUAUAAUGGCUCCCUCAUCAACCAGACCAGCACAUUUGCUGAUACUUACGAACUCUCCACAAUCUUCAGAUCAUACUCUCAGAGGAAUGCAUCGACCAUGCUGGAAGAUCAGUACAAGAUCUGGAAGAGUGGGCGUGGCACUGGCAAACCAUUCCUCAUCUCUGCUACCAUCGACUACCCAGAAGAUGUGUACCUCUACACGCCAGGAUUCUGGUACCUCAUCAAGUGGGGCUGGAUACAGUACAUCGCUGUUCUCUUCCUCUUUAUCUUUGUCUUCGAGAGAGUCAAAGUCUUCAUCUUUCAGAAUCAGUUUGUUACAACUCAUGUUGACCGUGCUUUCAAGGAGAAGAAGUCAUUGUGAUUGAAUGACUUGCACGUUUGAUUCAAAUGAAUUUACAAAUAUUUUUAGUCCAACACCUGACAUAUAUCCUUAUAUCUCAGAUAUUUUUAGCUCACCUGACCAAAACUGUUACAUUUACAACAGCUCCUCUGAAACAGCAAGACCUAUGAACCUGAAAAUAUUGACCAUUUGCGUAUAAUUAUUUAGAUGUAUAUAAUUAUAUAAUGUAGCUGUCAGUGCUACAUAACUACCCUUGGAUUACUACCAAUAGAAUUGUUGAACUUCUAUGAUGUGUGUCCUUCUCACAUGUACGUGUGACAGAACACCCCUUUAUGAAAUUUGAUAUGCAGCAGGUUUGUGAAAUCAUAUGAUACCAGUUAGAGCAUACAUUGAUCCCAGCUCUGUUGACUGUUCGGAGUUCAUACCAAACUCCAGUUUGACUUAAGUAUGGCUGCAACUGUGUUCAGAGUUCAGGUGAGCUACAACAUCUGGAAGUCUAUUUCCAGAAGUAUUCAUUUAGAAAAGUGAAUGUUUGAGGACUUGCCACAUUGUUAAUCAUGGUGUCUAUGACCAGAACGUAGGUUGUUAUUGUUGCCUAGGAAUGUAUGAAGAUUAUUUUCUAAAUGGUUCAGUAUGGAAGAGAUUGGCAUUAGAUCAUCAGUUUCUGUUACAGAAGUAAUACCAUCAGAUGUUGCUCUCAUUGUGCAAGCUCUUUGGUACAAACAUUCUUGUUUUUGUCAAUUAAUCCGUCCAUUCCAUGAAGGGUGUUUCGUGAUAUUCAUCCAAGUUUUUGUGUCAUUUUCGUAUUAUAUGAUGUAGAAGCUAUUUUUGUACUUUUUAUGACUAGGUAGAAAUCUGUUUGGUAGUUGACUGUAGAAUUCUUCCUGCCAUUCCUUGUAAUCCAGCAUCUACUGAGCCAGCUGGAUUAUGAACUGAAUCUGAAUUAUAAAAUGAUUGGGCUAUCCUGCCGUACAUAUUACACAUUGAUCUUACUCACAAAGUAAUUACUGGAAUUCAGUGCAACAUGAUCCCUGGAUGCUAAGAUGCCUAAUAUGGUGUGAUAACUUACCCCGAAUUUCGAA
This is a messenger RNA of Haliotis rubra (blacklip abalone), 2004 nucleotides long. Its product is annotated as transmembrane protein 231-like. The transcript has 7 exons. Bases 11 to 943 code for a protein of 310 amino acids. Gene Ontology annotation, cellular component: ciliary membrane; ciliary transition zone. NCBI's taxonomy places the organism in Eukaryota, Metazoa, Mollusca, Gastropoda, Lepetellida, Haliotidae. The record is from RefSeq and is a predicted model, not a curated record. Gene Ontology annotation, biological process: cilium assembly; regulation of protein localization.